Messenger RNA from Galeopterus variegatus (Sunda flying lemur), 466 nucleotides. Its product is annotated as zinc finger protein 426-like. The record is from RefSeq and is a predicted model, not a curated record. The coding region runs from base 14 to 145 and encodes 43 amino acids. The transcript has a single exon. Lineage: Eukaryota; Metazoa; Chordata; Mammalia; Dermoptera; Cynocephalidae.
AUGUGUGUAAAGAAUGUGCAAUUCCAGUACCUUUCAAAUACAUGAAAAAACCAAUACUGGAGAAAAAACCUACAAAUGUAAAGAAUGUCACAAAGCCUUUAUUCGUUCCAUUUCCUUCUCAGGACAUGAAAGUACUCAUACUUGAGAGGACUCCUACCUAAGAAAUGUGGGAAUGCUAUUAUUACCACAUAGGCCUUUCUAGCAUACAUGAGAAUGCACAAUGGAAAGAAACUGUAUAAAUAUAAAGAGUGUGGGAAAGCCUUUAGUCCUCCCAGUUAAAUUUGAAGCCAUUAAAGAAGACCCAGAGGAGAGAAGCCUCUUGAAUAGAAGCAAUGUGCAGUGUUGUUGUAACUUAAUAACACUGGAUGGAAACCCUGUAAACGUGAAAAAUGGAAAAAAGUUUUCAAUUUUAACAAAUACUUGAAAACUCCCAAUGUAGGGAAAUCCUGUAAAUAUAAGUAAUUUG